This is a messenger RNA of Marmota monax (woodchuck), 2262 nucleotides long. It is a transcript of the gene Nrsn1, whose product is annotated as neurensin 1. The coding region runs from base 472 to 1062 and encodes 196 amino acids. Lineage: Eukaryota; Metazoa; Chordata; Mammalia; Rodentia; Sciuridae. The transcript is spliced from 6 exons. Gene Ontology annotation, biological process: nervous system development. The record is from RefSeq and is a predicted model, not a curated record. Gene Ontology annotation, cellular component: transport vesicle; neuron projection; neuronal cell body.
CACUCACGCGCAGGCUGAGCUUCGCGCGGCGGGAGCGGCGGCGGGCGGCGGCGGCGGCGGCGAUGGGACCCCAGCGAGAGAUCUGCAGCUAGGCCGGCUGCACUUGCUCCACGGGUCAGGGAUCGCAGGGCCAGGAUUGAAGAAUGCACUGCUAAAAAAAAAAAAGUUCAAAGAGAAAACAACAGGCAGAGGGAGAAGAGGACUUCAAAGUGUGACCUUUAGCAAGGUGAUUUUCCUAUGCCUCAGUUUCCUCAGUGACAAAGCAGUUAGUAAUACGACUCGCAACUCCCCACGUCUUGAAGUCUCCCAUGUAGAGUCCAUCCACAGGGGAACAUGGUGGAAUGUAUGAGAGGACAGUCCAAGACAAAUUCCAUCUGUAGCAAGUGAGAGUGCCUGCUUCCUGCUCUAACAAGUAAGCCUGAAAACGCCUUGAUUCCAAGCUAUUAAAGAUUCCGUGUCCAGCUGGGAAGAAUGACUUCUUGCAGCGGCAGCGGCUGUGGCUCCACACAGGUGCAGGCUGCUCCCGAGGGCGGCCACCAGCGCUACGGAGUCCGGUCCUACCUGCACCAGUUUUACGAAGACUGCACCGCCUCCAUCUGGGAGUACGAGGAUGACUUCCAGAUCCAGAGGUCACCCAGCCCGUGGAGCUCUGUAUUCUGGAAGGUCGGACUCAUCUCGGGCACAGUCUUCGUGAUUCUCGGACUGACUGUCCUGGCAGUGGGCUUUCUUGUGCCCCCCAAGAUCGAGGCGUUUGGCGAAGCCGACUUUGUGGUGGUCGACCGGCACGCCGUGCAGUUCAACGGCGCCCUCGACCUGUGCAAGCUGGCAGGGGCCGUGCUCUUCUGCAUCGGGGGCACGUCCAUGGCAGGGUGCCUGCUCAUGUCGGUGUUCGCGAAAAGCUACUCCAAAGAAGAAAAAUUGCUUCAGCAAAAGUUUAAAGAGCGAAUUGCCGACCUCAAGGCCCACACCCAACCCGUCACCAAGGCACCGGGCCCAGGGGAAACCAAGAUUCCAGUCACUUUGUCCAGGGUUCAAAAUGUCCAGCCUCUCUCCGCAACCUGACACCCUCCCCGCCCUUCCCCCUCUCUGAUUCGCACACAUGGUUCAGAGGCGUUGGCCAGCUUCCCGGGUGAAGGAUGGGCGCUGACAACCAGGGCGUGUUAGGCUGGGGGCAGCUGGCCUAGUGCAGAGCUCACACUUGCUCAGCUCAGGUGACGCUCGCGAAGGUAGCAGCCACGUGUUAGCCAAUGCAUACGCACCCAGCUGCAUAGGACGGGUGCUCUGAGUCCCCACCGGGAGCCCCUCCGCAGUUCCUCUCCGAUAUUGUGGCUUUGUGUUCCUUUCCGCGUCAUUUGACCAGCCGCCCAUGAGUGACUUGGUCCAUUUUACUUUCCGACACUGGUUUUCCAACGCUGCGUGGUGCUGUCUUCCACCCUGUGCCACUGUGUGCAAGAGGUUGUCCUGUGUGCUCGUAGAAAUGCGGAGUUUCCAGACUUGGAUCCAAACACUAGUCUUUUAACUAUAUCUCAACAUGAAAUUCCUGAGAUCGGUUAUAAAUUCAUUAGUGUUCUGCAUAAAUCUUUUUGUUUUCUCCACUUUUUUUUUCAUUUCAAAAGCUAAAAUUGCCAACUUUAGAAUCUUGGUGAAAAAAUUUAAUAUGAGGAGUAUCUAAAAGCAAUGUUCAAAGGCACAGAAUUAGAGGCCAGGAAACCUGAGUUCCUGCUCCUCCCUCGCUGUGCGACUGUGCAGAAAGUAAUUAGCUCCCUCAGCCUCAGUCUCCCCGUCUGCACAGUGGGCUCUAUGGGCCUCCCCUGCUCAAAUGUCUUUUGAGAUUCUCUUUUUGCCAUGUGUCAUUGAGUGUCUCCCCCAAGAAUGUUAAUGUGGUUCUGUGGCUCUCACCAUGGUGGGACUUUUUCAGAACUGAACUCCUAGAAGGCCACCGAGUCUGCCAGCUUCUCACUACCUACCUUAAAUAUCCACCCCAGCAACUUAUAGCACGCUGUCAUAUUUUUAUAAAGAUAAAAGUAAGCCAUCCUCAAAUAAGAAGCCCCUGGGCGGAUAGUAACCUUAAAGGGGGGUUUUGUUCUCAAAUAAGAUGUGUUGUUCCCCAGCAAGAUGUCCUCUUUAUCCCUUGCACUUAAUCUGUGGAUUUGAAUUAGAUGGAGGAAAACAGAGGUGUGACCUUGGUACUCUCUCAGACUCUGGGCCGCUCCCCUCCCCCUUCACUGGAUAAAUAAAAUACGUGAACUAGACAAACCCGAA